Messenger RNA from Fraxinus pennsylvanica, 339 nucleotides. NCBI's taxonomy places the organism in Eukaryota, Viridiplantae, Streptophyta, Magnoliopsida, Lamiales, Oleaceae. The record is from the annotation of a GenBank genome assembly.
AUGAAGUUUGAAGUCCUGUUGAAUUCAGACCUACCAUCAGCUCUUGGUGUUAUAUAUGUAUCAAAGACUGAAAGGUUUAGAAUUUUCUCACUUCACCAAAGGAUUGUUUUGGACAAUGGGACCAGGAGGGGCGGGGCGGGACCGGGCAGACCAGGACCUGGACCUGGAAGGCCUGGCUGGGGUCCUGGACCUAUGGUACCGGGUUUUUUUCCUGGUCCAGCUUAUCUUGUCUCUGCUGUUGUUGGUUGCCACAAGACUGUUUUGGCGGGCCUCGACCUUUCGGCCCUCCUCCCUUCUAACGGAAAUUCAGAUAAACUUCCUGCAUUUCCAGCUGUGUAA